Molecule: messenger RNA, 2555 nt
Organism: Parnassius mnemosyne (clouded apollo)
Lineage: Eukaryota; Metazoa; Arthropoda; Insecta; Lepidoptera; Papilionidae
Source: the annotation of a GenBank genome assembly
GGACCCUGUAAUUAAUAAAAUUUUAACUAAACCCAAGCAUACCACUGCAAGACUUCAAGACACAGUAAGUUCAUUUUGCGUAGAUCGGACCAAAAUUAAUAAUUAAAAAAGCUGAAGGUACUCCACGCAAACUCUGACAUCAGGACGUCAAUCACCUCAGUCCCUCGUGGCCAUGGAUGCUGUAAACUACCCGAAACAUCGAGUAUUAAUGAAAAAUAAGUUAAUUUAAUGCGAAAGAAUCCGUUAAAGUAGUUUUAUUCAAAAUGACGCAUAUAUACCCUAUAUUAAUAAUUUAAGUCAAUUACAGUACAACACUUUUAUUAUCGAACUCACUAUCUAAUUCACUCGUAUCGUUAGCCAUAGACCAUAGAUCAGAAUACAAUAUCAUGUUUGCAGGCAAACGAUUGUUCUGACUUUUUACUCAUUUUUUUUUGUGGAUUAAAAAUCCCUUUUAAAGUGAUAAAAAUCAAGGUCCUUACUUUUAAUCAAUAACAUAUAUUUUUUAAUUAUUAAUUAUUAAUAUUAAUGUAUAUAUUAAUAAGUUCAUUAUUGUAUAAGUUAAUAUUUUUACAAUAGCGAACAGUGACAUGGAGGACAGUGAUAGGGAAAUUCAUGAAAGGGCAACGGAAACCAAGGGGUCAGCAGCUGGCCGACUUCAUUGAGAAAGAGGAACUCUUUAUGAUGAACUCUUUCUUCCAGGAGGGGCCCCACAGAAAGUGGACUUGAUCAAGCCCCGACGGUCACACAAAAAUUGAGAUUGACUUUAUUAUGACGACGAGACGGCAACUGUUCAAUGAUGACUCAGUGAUAGCGAGGGUGAAAACUGAUAGCGAUCACUGAAGGUAUAUUGAACCUUAAUGUUAAGUUGCAGAGUUUACGUCUAAUGAAGUCAACGCUCCGUCACGCUCCCGCUCUGAAUGAAGCUGCAGUCUUGAGCAGAUACGAUAGCAUACAGGCAACUGAACAGACAGAUCUCCAAAUGCGUGCGGCGGCACAUCCGCAACUUCAAUAAAGCUCGUAUUGAAGAAAUAAUCGAGCGAAACCCAGGCUCCAAAGUCAAAGUCAAACAAAAGGCAAGCUGUUGACCGAAUUUGGUACUAUCGUUACAAGUGUGGCGGCGCUGUCGUCGCGCCACAAGCGAAACAUAUCGAAGCCUAAACCACGCUAACAAAGUUCUGAAGUUAAAAGCAGUAUAUAUAGAACAGCUCCGAACUACCACUUGGAGCGUCGGCCGCUCCCCGGGCAGAACACCUUGCCCGGCGGGAGAUCUCCCCUUUUUCUUCCACCUGCCACAGUGGUGACUACCCGACGUGAUAUGAACACGCAACCAACAAACUUCAGCAAUCUACAACUUCAAGCUUUCGACUUCGUCCUCAAGUACCCCAUUCAUUCGCUCCCGAGCAGAUAUUGUCUGCCGUCUUCACAUUCUGCAAACCAUCUAGCUUUACAAAAGGUACAUCGCAGCACUGGAAUAAUAAUGCUUCCUGUUCCUUCAAGCUACUCUUUGCGCUACAGUGUUCGGCACGGCUCUGAGCCUUACUGCUCGCCUCUGCUUAACAGCACUCUCGCAGGUCACUUGCCUUCUUCUCGACCCACCGCAGACUACAAGGCAAUACCCUGGCACUUGCAAAUUCGUCGACAUCUAGACUGCACUAUCGACCUCCAGUCUGAGAAGAGGGGUUAUGUGGCGGCGCUGUCGUCGCACCUCAAGCGAAACAUAUCGAAGCCUAUAUCGCGCUAACAAAGUUCUGAAGUAAAAGCAGUAUAUAUAGAAUAGCCCCGAGCUACCACUUGGAGCGUCGGCCGCUCCCCGGGCAGAACACCUUGUCUGGCGGGAGAUCUCCUCUUUUCCUUCCACCCGCCACACCAGGAUACCUGAGAUUUUGAGUGAGAUUGAGAGGUUCUACGGGCAGCUAUAGAUGCCAUCGUUGGAGCAACACGGAAGUGUACACAAUAAUGCGGCGUUUAUUAAGCAUCACACUUGUCACCAUCGCAUUUGAUUACGUAUCUUCACAAGAGAACCGAGAACACCAAGGACCUCAAACAUGCGGUGGACAUUUAAAGGGCCAUGUGGGAAUAAUACAGACGCCAAAUUUUCCAAAUCCGUUUCCAGUUCCAAUAAAAUGUCGAUGGGUCAUCGAGCAUGAUAUAGUUAAUGGCACUAUAUCGAUAUAUUUCACACAACAGUAUACCACGAGUGGGUUAACGUUCACUGAGUACAUGUAUUACGAUGAAUCGUAUAAAUUAGGCGAGAGAAGAGCCUUGACAGUUACAGAGGAGAAUAUAACAAGGAUUAAGUGGUUACAAGUCCAAAGUCCUGUUCUGGUCAUAGAAUUAAAUUUAGAUAGAUUAGAGGGAACCCAGCUAAGAGCGCUAGGCCUGCUGUCAGUAUUCGGAUUCAACGUUACUUACGUUGUUCAAAAACCUCAAGACCCACCGGGGCCAUCAUCAUGCAGCGCGAUUGAGUGUCGACUUUUAGGACACUGUUAUGCUAGACACGAUUACAAGUAAGUUUGAUUGUUUAAACCUCCUUACGCAAAACUGCGUCAACCCAC